GACUACUGUAGUGCAUAUACAGUACAGUAUGGGUUGACGUAUUGACUACACUGUACUCACUGUACUGUAUUGACUGUAUUGAGUGGCUGUGAGUGCGAGUACUGUAUUGAGUGCACAAACUGUAGUCCAGUGUCUUAGCCGGUGAUCACUGCGUGACUGUUGACUGCAUUGAUCUGCAAACCUAUCACUCAUUUGCUAACAAUUACCACAUCUGUCACCACAAAUGGAUGAAGAGUACGACGCGAUUGUGUUGGGAACUGGUCUUAAGGAGUGCAUCCUGAGUGGUAUGUUGUCGGUGUCGGGCAAGAAGGUGCUGCACAUCGACACCAAUAAAUACUACGGCGGAGAGAGCGCCUCCAUUACGCCCCUCGAGGACCUGUUCACCAAAUUUGGUUUCGACCCGUCGAGCACUUCCAUCGAAGAGUACGGACGAUCACGUGACUGGAAUGUGGACCUCAUUCCCAAGUUCCUGAUGGCUAAUGGCUCUUUGGUGAAGCUGUUGAUCCACACGGGAGUAACUCGUUAUCUGGAGUUCAAGUCAUGCGAAGGCAGUUAUGUCUAUAAGGGCGGCAAGAUCUUCAAAGUGCCCGCCGAUGAGAAGGAGGCGCUGUCUUCGAGUCUGAUGGGAAUGUUUGAAAAGAGGCGUUUCCGCAGUUUUCUGCUAUUCGUUCAGGACUUCAAUAAAGAGGACCCGAAGACGUGGAAAGAGAUCGACCCGAAGACCACAAACGGGUCUCAAUUGUACGAGAAGUUCGGUCUGGACAGAGACACCGCUGACUUUACUGGACACGCGCUGGCGCUCUACCGGAACGACGAGUAUCUACAGGAGCCGUGUUUAGAUCUGAUCAAUCGUGUGAAGCUCUACAGCGAAUCGUUGGCUCGAUAUGGGAAGAGUCCCUAUUUAUACCCAUUGUAUGGGUUGGGAGAACUGCCUCAAGGGUUUGCGCGACUCAGUGCUAUCUAUGGCGGCACUUAUAUGCUCGACAAAGCUGUCGAUGAGAUAAUUGUGGAGAACGGGAAGGUCGUAGGCGUGCGGUCGGGCUCUGAGACGGCCCGAUGCAAGCAAGUCUACUGCGACCCCUCCUAUGUGGGCGACCGGGUGCGCAAAGUGGGACAAGUGAUUCGCUGCAUAUGUCUUCUCAAUCACCCCAUUCCUAAUACCAAAGACGCGCUGUCCUGUCAGAUCAUCAUUCCUCAGAAACAGGUCGCUCGCAAAUACGGUAUUAUGGGUUGA
Molecule: messenger RNA, 1234 nt
Organism: Oppiella nova
Lineage: Eukaryota; Metazoa; Arthropoda; Arachnida; Sarcoptiformes; Oppiidae
Source: the annotation of a GenBank genome assembly